Hansenula anomala is the source of this 1119-nucleotide messenger RNA. RefSeq names its product Rec107p (gene REC107). Bases 1 to 1119 code for a protein of 372 amino acids. The record is from RefSeq and is a predicted model, not a curated record. Lineage: Eukaryota; Fungi; Ascomycota; Saccharomycetes; Phaffomycetales; Wickerhamomycetaceae. The transcript has 2 exons. Gene Ontology annotation, cellular component: condensed nuclear chromosome. Gene Ontology annotation, biological process: reciprocal meiotic recombination.
AUGUCUAAUAGUACAAAGCUGGCUGGUGCUGAUAAUGGAAAUGGUGGUAAGCCAAUGGAAGACAGUGUCUCUUUGAUGCUCAAGGACCUGACACAUUUGGAGGAUACUGAUGAAAGUGAUGGUGAUGAAGAGCUAAAUGAAAAUGAAGAGAUUGAUGAAGAGGCAAUAAAUAAGGAGCUAGUAACUUGGGCUGGAAGAUUGGAAUUGGAAUCAAUUGAUCUAAGGGAAAAGGCUAAGGCGUUGACAAGUCAGAUGACACAAAAUUCAGAAUCAAUCAAGAAUACCGCUCAAGAUUUGAAAUCUGAGUUCAAGAGUUGGAAAGAAACUUCAAACAAGUCAUUAGAUGGUGCUAUACAAACUUUUUCUAAAGCUUCAGCAAGUUUUUCAAAUGCUAGUAAAGUGUUGUCAAGUUUGAAAGGUAAGGAUAAAUCUACAACUAGCGAUAUCCAAAAGAUACUGGAGACGCUUAAAUCAGCCAAAGCUACAAUUGAAAGCCUUCAAGUGUCACAUACAAACUCAAGCAAGAAACAAGUGAAUGAUAUUACAAAUUCUGUUUUGAGCAAAAAAAUUCAAACUGUUAUUAAUGGGAUUCAGAAUUUGACUAACCAUGUUGUUAACGUUGAAGAAGCUCGUAAGCAAAAUGAUAAGAACCAAAAAACAAUAAAUGACACUUUAGAGAAAUGUUUGAGAAGAAUCGAAGAUAUUCAAAACUUGCAGGUGGAUUUCAAUAGAGAAUUAAAAUCAUUGAGUAGAUCACAAGCUUCAUUGUCAUUGGAGUUUUACAAGUUCAAAACAAUUAAUAGAAGAAAUGAUGAGAAUCAAAUUACAACUUUUACACCGGAGAGCUCAUUUAAUGAUUCAAGGAGUGAUUCAGCUUUGAACCAUCAAUUACCAUCCAGUUUACCCACCUCAAAUGCAAAUACAUCACAGCAACAUGAUCAGUCUCAAAUACCACCUCAAGAUGAUAAUUCAACACAAACAACUAAAACUUUUCAAAAACCACUCAGCUUUCCACUGCCUAAGAGAAGAGGAAGACCACCAAAGGUGCAACAAAGAACCAGUACAUUCAAACCAAGAACGAGAAGUAGCCAGAACAAGAAAGAAAAAGGACAUGGAUGA